AUGGAUUCCAGCAAAAUCCGUCUUGUUGGGUUUCACGGACUAAACGAAGGAGUUGUCGAAGUUCGACCGGCCGACAGUUGGCCUUGGGGCGGAGUCUGUGCUGAACACUUCGACCUAAGGGACGCAGACGUUGUUUGCAGAAUGCUGGGCUACAUCUGGGCAAACGACUUUAUGUCAUCGUUAGGUACGAUUCAUAGACAAGGGCUGGCCUACAUGGCUGACCUACGAUGCAAUGGAAACGAGAGCAGCCUGUUUAACUGCUCGUACGCAGGAUGGGGGAGUCACGACUGUGGAUAUAGACGAUAUGCCGGCGUUGUCUGUGGUACAUUGAUUAAGUAUUCAUUAUAAUAUCAAAAUCCCAGCAGAAUCCGUCUCUUUGGUGGUUCCGGGCCUAACGAAGGACGCGUGGAAGUCCGACCAGAGGACGGUAUGACCUGGGGCACAGUUUGCCACAACCGUUUCAACAUGGACAAUGCAGACGUUGUUUGCAGAAUGCUGGGUUAUCUUAACGCUACCCAGGUUCAAAAUGAUGCAUAUUUUGGCCAAGGUAAGAUCUUCAUUUUGUUAGUACCAAUCUACAUGGAUGACCUACGAUGUGAUGGUAACGAGACCAGCCUCUUUAACUGCUCUUACGCAGGGUGGACGAUUCACGACUGUGACCAUGGCCAAGAUGCAGGCGUGGUCUGUCGGAUGAUUGUUUCAUUUUCAGAUUCCAGCAGAAUCCGUCUUGUCGGAGGUUCCGGUCCAAACGAGGGGCGUGUGGAAGUCCGGCCGGCCGACAGUUCCAGAUGGGGCACAGUUUGUCACAACGGUUUCGACUUGAAGGAUGCAGAAGUUGUCUGCAGGAUGCUGGGCUAUCCGAAUGUAUAUGGAGUUCGCCCUGAUGCCUAUUUUGGCAGAGGAACGGGACCGAUCUACAUACAAGACCUACAAUGUGAUGGGACAGAGAGUAGCCUGUUUAACUGUUCGCACGAGGGAUGGCGGAAUCAUGACUGCGAUCAUAGGGAUGACGUCGGCGUUGUUUGCG
This is a messenger RNA of Branchiostoma belcheri (Belcher's lancelet), 1027 nucleotides long. RefSeq names its product scavenger receptor cysteine-rich type 1 protein M130-like. Gene Ontology annotation, cellular component: membrane. The record is from RefSeq and is a predicted model, not a curated record. The transcript is spliced from 7 exons. NCBI's taxonomy places the organism in Eukaryota, Metazoa, Chordata, Leptocardii, Amphioxiformes, Branchiostomatidae. The annotation marks the transcript as partial.